CGGUUGGUAGCAGUGUCUUUAAUCGUGUGUCAGUAGUUUGGUAUUUUCAUAUUCUAUGUUCUAAUUCAUUCUAUUUUGCGCCGCAAAUGUAGUGUUGUACUGCAGCUGUUGUUAAAACUUGAAAGUCAUCAAAAAUGAGUCGUGACGAGUCCUUCGUUGCUGUGAAAAACACUGCAGAGUCCAUGGUUCCGUCAAUCGGGUCCGAUGAUGAAGAUUCAUUUGUCGUUUUGGAAACUUCAAAUUCCAUCAGCGAAAGUUUGUCUUGCAGCCCUCCAAGGGACGAAAUCUUGCCCCCAAUAAGGACAAAUAAGGUUCACGAAAUGGAAAAUCUAAUCAGGAUGAAAAUAUCACAAAUUACCGUUGAUCCGUUGCCAGAAUUACCAGCAGCUGUUGAUGCGAUUGUGCCCUCAGUUGCAAGUAUUGCAAUAUCGCCGGAUUCGUCGUAUGAAGAGAUUCAAAAACAAGUGGAAGAACUGAUUAAGGAAAACGAAAAGUUGAAGAAUAUCAUCGCACAAAAUAACAUGAGUAUGAAGGCGCAGUAUACGAGGUUUUUGGCCUACAGGGAUGAGGUCACCAAUGUGAUGAAGUCCUACAAAGAUAAGUUCAACGAUGCCAAAAUGUGCAUAGAUAAGUAUAAAGAAGAAAAUGCAAAGUUGGUUAGUGACGUUGAAGUUUACAUCAAUCUUAAAAAGCUCCAUGAAGAAGAAAUCUUGAAUUUGAAACUGAAGCUUAAGGAAUUGGAAAAUUUGACCAACGGCCCCAACUUUUCAGUUGUUGACACAAGGAAAUUAGCAAUGAUGAAGGAUUUAGAACUGAAACAGGAAGAAAUUGAAAGACUGACGCAAAAAUUGGUGAAUGUACCGAACCUUGAACAGGAAUUACAAACCAAGCAGCAACAAAUUGACGACUUUAAACUGGAUAUUCUCGCCGCAAAAAAUCGCGAAAGCGACCUAAUUGACGAAAUCCAGUCAAUGAAGACAACAACCACCGACCUCCAAUCAAAAUUGGAUAAUUUAACAAAAGAAAACGCAAAACUCGUCCAAUCAUCGACGGCAGCCCAAACCUACGACCAGCUCCUCAAACUGAAAGAAACGGAAAUCUUGAAACUGAAGGAAGAACAACAACGCACCGCUUUCGUCGAAUCCACCCUCAGUGAUGAGAUAAAAACCCUAAAAUCGCAACUUAAGGAGCUCCAAGACAAGUACAACCCGCGUUUGGCCGAAGAUUAUGCCCAAUCCCGGGCCCAGUUGAGCGUUGCCCAAAGGACAAUCACAGCAUUGGAACAGGAAAGGGAACAGAAGAUUAAAGAAAUCGAAGAUUUGCGUAAACUACUUCAAGAAAAUACAAGUGCCAACGACGAAAUGUUCGCAUUGAAGGAACAAAUCGAAGUGUAUAAGAACGAUUUUGAAGCAGAGAAGAAGAGCAAACUUGCGAUGAAACAAGAGAAGGACCAGGUUGUUGAAGAUUUGCAGAAUCUGCAAACGAGGAACAAACAACUGCAGAAUGAAGUGGAGAGGCUGAGGGCGAGGAACGAGCCGCCGAGGGCCGAGGGGUAUCAGUGCCCCAAGUGCUCGUUCGGAUUUAAUAAUUACCAGUCAUUGGAAAAUCAUGUUCAUAGGUGCUUGGAUUUGGACGGUUUUCCCUAAAUAUAUUUUUUGACUAGUAUUUGUUUAUUGUUCUUAUAUAAAUAUCUAAAGGAAUUAAUAAGUUUAACAAGGCCAUCGUAAUUGUUUGGAAAUGUAUUAUUUUGUAGUUACUGUUCCUCGUUUACAACAAUAAAUACGAGUUAAUAAAGUU
Tribolium castaneum (red flour beetle) is the source of this 1797-nucleotide messenger RNA. Its product is annotated as IKK gamma. Gene Ontology annotation, molecular function: K63-linked polyubiquitin modification-dependent protein binding. NCBI's taxonomy places the organism in Eukaryota, Metazoa, Arthropoda, Insecta, Coleoptera, Tenebrionidae. Gene Ontology annotation, biological process: regulation of canonical NF-kappaB signal transduction. The record is from RefSeq and is a predicted model, not a curated record. The transcript has a single exon. Gene Ontology annotation, cellular component: cytoplasm; nucleus. The coding region runs from base 135 to 1646 and encodes 503 amino acids.